Molecule: messenger RNA, 6576 nt
Organism: Juglans microcarpa x Juglans regia
Lineage: Eukaryota; Viridiplantae; Streptophyta; Magnoliopsida; Fagales; Juglandaceae
Exons: 11
Coding region: 221-6325 (2034 amino acids)
Source: RefSeq, a predicted model, not a curated record
CGAGUACUGAUAUUUGAACUACGCUAGCGCGUCUAACACGAAUAUUCCUAUUUUCACGGAGCGGGAAAACCGUCCGAUUUGAAUUUAAAGAACACCGGAUUCAAAAACACUGUUGACUCGUUGAGAAUCUCUCUGUAAAUGCUUCUUUCGGCUCUCCGGUUUUGUGUUCUCAGGCUUCCAUUGCCGCUUUUAUUGGGCUUGAAUUCUUUCGCAGAGAGAUAUGGAAGGUUUUCAUAGCAUGAAGAGGAAGCAACUGCAAGCGCUAUGCAAGAAGCAUGGCGUACCCGCUAAUUUGACGAACCGUGAAAUGGCGGAUAAGCUUACUUUGCUUCUUGAGGAGGAAGGAGAACCUAUAAAUAAAGGUCAGUCGUGCUCGAAGGACUUGGGGGAAAUAGGCAGUGCAAAUGAUUCUAAGAUGGUGAAUAAGAAUGUGAAGAAAGUUAAGUUUAGUCCAGAUAAUGAAACUUUUAUAUUUGUGGGUUCAGAAUCGGACUCGGAUUCAGAUAAAGACUACACAAUGGUGAAGAAACGGGCGGGCAAGAGAAGGUCUACAGUCAAGCUUCUUUCCAAGAAGCAAGUUCAAGUUGUUGAUAGUGCUCGAGAAAUAGGAGUCUCUGGGAAAAAUAUUGAUCGCCCGGUUCGAAUCACUAGGUCAAGAGCGCAAGUGGUUGGCGGAGACACAGCGCCUUUUGUUGGGAAGAAGAGGCCGAGAAUAGGCACAAAUGUUGAAAGUAUGGAGGUGAACGAUGUUGGGUUUACUGAUAAGCCGCCCGCAGAUGCAGUCUCGGUCGAUGGUGUUGCCGGUGUCAUGAAGUCUCAGGCUAUGGGAAGGAGAGGUCGAAGGAAGACGAGGAACUCGAGACGUAAUGAUGGCGUUGUUUUGUUGGAUGAUGUUUCUGAGGACAAUGUGGAAGAAGGUGCCAAACAAAAGAAAAUGUUGAAGCCAUCAAGAUCGAAUGUGACAAAGGAGAAGGGGUCUUCUACAUUAAGUACGAAAAUGGGGAAAAUUGGUGCUGUUGGUAGGAUAACGAGGUCCCGGACUCAGCUUGACGCUAAAGCUUCUGCAGUUGAUAGUGGGGCUAAUACUGUUGAGGUACAAGUAGAACGUGAAGAGGUUCUUCAACUUGAAGAACCCUUGAAGGGUUUAGGUAGCAAAGGCUUGAAGAAGAAAUCUGUUGGACCCCAGAAGGCGAGGGUGAAAAUCGAUAUCCUUGCUAUGGAAGGUCCUGAACCAGGAAAAGUUCUGAGACGCUCAAAACGAAAUGCGGCAAUUGACGAAGACUCAGAACCGUCGAUAAGGGAUUUAGGAAAAACAAAAGUUAGGACCAGACGGGCUGAAGUCCAGAUUGUGGAGAAAGCUUCUGCAGUUGACAAGGAAAGUGAAAGUCUUGCAGAUCAGAAAGAAUGUGAAGAUGGCGUGAGAGGUCCAGGCAGAGAUGCCUCUAAGCAGGACUUAGUUGUGCCACAGAAGGGUAAAAUGGUGAGCAAAGGACCACUGCUGAAAAAGGAGACUAGAAAACGAUUAAGAAAUGCAGGCGUGGAAGGAAACACAGGAGCUAAUCCGACUGUAGAACCUAGGAAAGAACAUGAGAAGCUUUCCUUACCACAUGGUCGUCCAAGGAGGUCCAACCGCAACAGCUUAAUGCUCACCACCAGUGCCCACAUGGUUGGAGACAUGAGGAAUCGCGAGACUGCUGGAAGAGUUAAGCAAGCACGAGAAUCACUUCAAGAAGAAAAUUUGUAUGCAGUGGAAGAGCCUCUGUCCAGUCCGAAUGCGUCAAGAAACGAUUCAAUUUUCAUCUCUAAUGCUGAUGGAGCAAGAAAGGUCGGGAGGAUGAAGCGAAGACGGGAACCAAACCCAAAAGGAAAAGGUUCGGUCAUUGAAAGUGAAAGCUCAGUUGAAAAAUCUCCAAGACAUUCCACACAUGACGUCUUGAAAAGCGAUGUGGUAGCGGCCAUUGAAGGGCCUUCUCCAAUUGUGGAUACUGGGUCCGCGGUGCUGGACUCUGUAGAUCACCGAAUUCAUCCAGACUCCAGCUGCAUAAAAGAAAUUUCAGGAAAAUCCAUGGGGAAACGGAAGGGAUCCACGAGGAAAUCUAGUGCAAAGAAGGGACUUCGUUUCUUGGAGGUCUCUGCUGUAACUUCUGACUUUGGCGAAGUUAUCGAUACUACCACGACUGUAAACGAAAAGGUGGUCCCAACACCUAUGGAGUUGAAGGGGCUUUCCACGGACCAAUGUGCACAUAAUUCCGUUACUGAAUUAGAGGUGUUCAAUGAAAAGGAAAACGUUUUACUAGGAGAUGUCCAAGGGAAAUUGCCCCUCAAUUAUAUUAGUGAGGGUAACAUGGAUGAUGAGCCAUGUCAGUUAAGCAGCAGAGUGAAUAUUGCGGAUGUUGAUUCGGUUAAACUAGAACCACUAAACAUCCAAAGUAAAGUUGGGAGCGUGGUUUCUUCUGGCAAUGCCUCUCCAGCUGAUUGUUUGCUGCCUCUCUAUCAGUCCUAUUAUAAUGGUGAAGCUUCCAACCUUUCGGAGAUGACAAGAAGAAGAUUGGAAACAGAAGAACCCUUGACAGGCGAAAACAUGAACCUUAGAAAUGAUAAGCAAGAUGGCCAAUCAGAUGGGGAUGACCAAACUUCAGUUCAGGAGGAUCAGCACCUACAAGAUGCGAAUAAAAUUGAUAAACUCAUAAUUCAUGAGAUAGUUGUUGAAGAUCAUCCGAGUGAACUCAGGGAAAUCAGAUGCUCAAACAGAAAAUUUAAACAUACCUCUGAGACAGGUCAAGAAAUUAGUGCACUUGAUCUGUUUGAAGGAGAGGAAAUAGACCAAGUAGAAAUCCUUGCAGGGGUUACGGAAAUGGAGCAAACUAUUUCAGAAGCCAAUCUAUUUAUUACUGAAACUGGCGAAGGAAAACAUGGCCACAGUGAUAUAGCUGCAACUCCGCUUAGACCUGCAUUAGAAAGUCAGGCCGUUUCAGCAAUUAGCAAAGAAGUGAUAGCCAACUAUCUUGGUACUUCCUCACCUAAGAAAGAUGCCCUAGAAGAAGAAGAGAAUCAGCCUGGAGCCCAAAGUACUGCACAAUCCACAACGCUUGAAAGAGGUAACACAAAUCAUGCUGGUGAAGAAAAAUAUUCUAGUUAUGGAAUUGAAACUCCAGAAGAAAGAAUUUGCAUGGGUGAAACUCCUGUAAGUAAUGCGGCGGAGAAAAUGGGGACUGAACUGGGCAUGACAAAUGAAAGCAAGAAUGAAUCAUUGCAUAGUGCGAGAGGAGUACCAGCUUCUGGGGAAGAGCUUUUUGACAGGGUCUAUGAACAAAACUUAAGGAUAGAUGGUGGUUGCCUUCCUAUUUUAGACGGUGGCGUUAGUCAAGGUGCCGAGAAAAAAGAAAGCGACCUCUCAGAUGAAACUAAAGUUACAUUUUUGCAUGAACUUUCUUCUGGGGGAAAAAUCACUCCGAUUGUUCAACAAGAGACGGAUACUGACAGAGUUGAAAAUACUUCGACCUCCAUGGUUGGGUUAAAAUGUCCUGCUGCUGCCAAAGAAGACAGCUCCCCGAGCGAACCCACUUCGCUGAAAGGCAACGAUGAACAAGAGGGAGAAGGGAAUCAUCUUAAAGACCCAUUGCUAUUAUCACACAAUGGAAGAAAUGAUAUUGAGAGUGGUGUUGCUUUGUUGCAUAAAGCGGAAGACUCGGUUUUAACUACUUUUAGGGUUGAUGCUGCAGACGAGAAAACGGAGGCAAGAAGUGCACUAACGGAUUCGAAUGAUGAAAAUCCAAAUGAUGCUGCGGAAGGUGUGGUAGAGCCAUCGUCUUUACUUCAUUUUUCUCUGGAGGAGUCUAAGGGUGGAAACAAGAGUGAGAGUGCAGAAGUGAAUAAUAUUUUGGAUGAGCUCUUAAGCCCAAACAUAGUUGGAGUUCCCAGGGCCGAGAGAAGUGCAGAAGAGAAAGUUACUUCUGGUUUUGAUGAUACUAAGCUCUUGGAGGCAUUAAAUGCAGUGAGUUGUCCAGAAUUAUUCUUGGAGAAGGUUUUUGAUGACGAAGUGGGGGUUAUGCAUAGAAACAGCAAUUUAAAGGCUCUUGAUGAUAUACUUUCAAGUAAAAGCUAUAUGGGAUCAAAGGAUAUUUUCUAUGCUGAAGGACAGAAAAGAGAAUUAUUUGCUGAGUGUUCUCAGCAAGUUGAACUUGGUGACCACCGUGAUGGGGAGGUGGUUGGACUGGCGAGUCAGAGUUCGGAUUCAGGGGACCUUUGUGAUAAUUUUGCUAAAGGGGAAGUUGGGGAAUUUGGUGAAAGUGCACAUGACGAUGAUAGCUGUGGAAUUAGUGCAGCCGUACCAGAUGAAGCAGCUCACACUGUGACCAUGGAAAAAAUGGGUAUUGUUGAGGCAAAACUAGUAGGGAGUUUGCUAACUGUUAGUCCAGUUGAGCAAAAGAAGCCAUAUUAUGGUUGUGGGGAUGAAGUUUUAAAGAUUGAUGCCUCUGCUGUAUGUACUUCAAAUGAGGUCUUACCCAAAGAUAGUGAAGGUAUGGAGGAGACAUCAAGCGGAGUCGUACUAACUUCUGUUCAAUUGGAUGAAGUGAGGUUUGGCAAUCUUGACAAUCAGAUACUAGAAGUUUCUCCAGAGUUGGAUGGAAGUGCUUCCAUUGGUCUAGAUGUCCUUGUGUCCAUGGAUGACAAACCUGCAGAUAGAGUUGAAAAUUUUGAAACUGUGGCUGUAGAUGAAGCUGGUGCAGAAUGUAGUGGGAGAAAAAACGAUUCUGAGAAAGUUGGGGAUGGUGCUAAGCUGUUUGAAGAAGCACUGGUUUCUCCGCAUUUGUUUGAUUAUUCCAGUAAGUGGGAGGAGAAAGAGGCAGAAAAUAUCAAUUCCUUUGCCGAUACCUCUUGUGGUAAAUAUGAAAUUCAUCCAAGUGGUGUAAUUGUCUCAAUUUCAAGUAUUUCUUCAUCACAUGGAGAUGAAGAUGGAUUUGACAGUUUUGUUGAGGGAAACAGCUAUGACACUGAGGGAAAUGAGAUGACUGAUGAUGGUAGAGGAGAUAAUGAAGUUUCACCGGAGGAAAGAGUCAGGGCCCAGAAAAAUGAUGGUCCAGUGGAUGGUAACGUGGAAAAUAGUGCAACAGCCCCUCAAGAAUUGGCCGAAGACCAAGUUGAUGGCCAAAAUGGUGCAGUAACUCAUGCUGAUUUCAAUGGCAUUGAUUGUUUGACUUUUAAUGAGCCUUUACGUAGGAGUAGCGUUGAUGAGACAGAGGAAGGACUUGGUUUUAAUAUGCUUGCGAAGACGGGCGUUGACAGUGCCAGUUCUGAGGGUCCGGGAUAUGCAGAAUUUGAGAAUUCCCAUGUUGUAACUUCAGAGAAAUCUGAAGUGGCUGUUAAUCACGUUGUCCUUCCAACAGUUAUUGCUUUGCCAAGUUUUGCAACUAGAGCUUUGGACUCAAAUGAUGAUUCGCGUGCAUUCACCAGCUGGGGGCUGAAUUUGCUUCUAGGUGGCAGUGAAGAAGAUGAAGUUGAGAAAUCAGGUGGAGUGGACUCAGUUGCCAAUCUAUUGAGUACAACUAGUGAGGAUACCGAGGAAGUGUCAAUGAAUGUGGCAGUUUAUGAACAAAUUGCUGAAGACCAGCAUGGUGCUCAUGAGCAGCAUAUAGUAGAGGAUGUUGCACAGAUGGUAGGCAGUUGCCUUGCUGUCUCAGAUGAGUCUAUCUCUGAAAAUGACAAUGAAUCAAAGAAACAAGGUGAAGUUUUUGCCAUCACGCAAGAGCACGCUGGUUGUGAGAAUGAUGAACAUCUGUUUAUCAAGGUUGGGAUUUCAAGCAGUUCCAUAGAUACUGAGAUAACGGACGCUGCUGACCUUGAUGUCAGUAAUCGUGUUACUGCAGAGGAAACCAUGGCAGAAUGUGGCCACAAUGAUUCAAAACAAGUGCAAAAUAAUGCUGACGUUGGAGAUACAAAGUUUUCAGUUGGAAGGGAUGGAAGCGAACAUAUGGUAGAAGCAAUGGAGAUUGAUGUGCCAAAAAUAGAUGCAACAAUUGAAGAACUAUCUUCUGCUCCCACAAAUAUGGUUGUUGGUAGAGAGAUUGAUGUUGAAUUUGUCCAGACACCACAAUCAAAGUUGGAAUCACCAAAACUGAAGGAAAAGGCCAGUUUGUCUGUCAAACAGUUGAAUUCUUCAGUGGUGAAAGGAACAAAGUUUAAAGCUAGUCUGAUCCCAAGAACGCCCAAGAAUCUUAAUAUGAAAGAGAAUGUGGCAACCAGCAAGAAUGAUCAAAUUGGUAACACUACAGCAGCAAGAACAAUGCCCAAAAGGCGCCCAUUGGAGGAUCUCCAAAACAAUUAGAUUUAAUAGGUCCUGCUUGUUAUUUAUUAGUAAUUUGUAAUUUUGGGUGCAAUUUGGCGAGUUGACUUUGUACUUAGUACUUGAGCAUACCUCAUGCAGUUACUCGUGGACACAGGGAUGUUAGAAUUUGGUAUUUUUGUACAAUUUUUUUUUUCUUUGUGGGGGAUGAUUGUUUGUCUUGAGAGAUUAAAUUCUUUUCUAAAUGUAUGACUAUGGAGAAUUUAGUGAUUAAUAGGACUACAAUUUAUAAA